AUGGUAGGCUUGACUACCGAUGGCGCUCCAGCUAUGGUGGGUCGUGAUGAGGGUCUCGUGGGGUUAUGUCGUGAAGAUAAAAGUUUUCCGCAAUUUCUCUGUUACUACUGCAUUAUCCAUCAGCAAGCAUUAUGUGGACAUUUUCUAAAACUAAAGAACGUUAUGAAAUUGGUAGUAAAAAUUGUGAACAAGAUUAUAGCUCAAGCGUUACAAAGAUUAUUCGAAACCUUGAAUGAUGAAAUUGACUGUCAAUACGGGGAACUACUUCUUCACUUUGAAGUCCGAUGGCUAAGUAGGGGACGAGUGCUGAAACGUUUUAAUGAUAUCAUAUCUGCCAUAGUUCAAUUUUUCAAACAACGUGAUGAACCGAUUCCGGAACUGGAAAAUUCAAUCUGGCUUAGGGAUUUCGGGUUUCUUGUGGAUAUUACAGAAAAAUUAAAUGAACUUAAUUUGCAGCUUCAGGGGACAGACAAAGAACUAGCAGAAAUUAUUUCUGAUAUAAAAGCGCUUAGCAAAAAGCUUGGGAACAAAAAUUAA
Acanthoscelides obtectus is the source of this 537-nucleotide messenger RNA. Lineage: Eukaryota; Metazoa; Arthropoda; Insecta; Coleoptera; Chrysomelidae. The record is from the annotation of a GenBank genome assembly.